AUGAUAAAUGCUGAGGAAUAUUACCGCCCUCUGGUGGCCACAGUGACAAACUACAACAGCAUCCUGCACUGUUCAGGAGUUUGUGAAAUGAUGUUCAGAAAUCAUUCAAAGCCUGUUCUGUGCUCGGCCGUCUCUGAACAGACUCUUUUGAAAACCGUCACUCACAUUUUCUCGGAGGCAGAAACAGCUCGACUCAACGACUCCAACGGCUGCAAACCGGAUCACCCGCUGGAUCACUGCACUGCAUCAGAUCCAGGUGUGUAUGAUGAGAUCAUGCAGUCCGUUCUGCACUCCGGUUAUCUCUACAAGUCCAACUGUGUCAACAGAGGAACACUGUCGAGAAAAACACGAGAAGACUUCCAGAAGUUCUGGUGUUCUGUGGACCAGUCUCUGCUGUUCUAUGAGUCGGACCGAUCAGCUGAUCCCUGCAUGCAGAUCAGCGUUAAAGACAUCGUGUGUUUAGGAAUCAGCCGACCGGACUCCUCCAAUACCAGCAACAACGGCUUCAUCGACAGGUUUCGUUACACGUUUGAAAUGUAUCUGAGGUCAGAGAAGCUUUAUCAGUUUGGUUUGGAGACGGCCGACGCUCUGCACAGCUGGACCAAAGCCAUCGGGAAGGCUGCGACGCCGCUCAGCUGCCACUGUCUGCUGACUCGGGAGUUUGAUCGCGUGGGUCUGCUGCGGUACCGAGCCAUGCUGGACCCUCAGCAGUGGAAGGAGGCUUUCUUCGUCCUGCAAAAGUCCAACCUGUUCAUCUGUCCCCGACACGACGGCGCCGCGGAGGACAUCAUCAACCUGAACCACCUGCAGGAGCUCAGUGAGUGUCCCGUCCUGAGCGAGAACCACGAGAAGAAAGACAUCCUGGUUCUAGUGGAGAAGGGACGGACUCUGCACCUGCAGGGCGUCGGUCGGACAGAUUUCUCUCUGUGGUACUCGGACAUCCAGCGAGCGGCCGGCGGUAAAGGAAACACUCUGAGGGAGCAGCAGCUGAGCAGGAACGACAUCCCCAUCAUCGUGGACAGCUGCAUCGCCUUCAUCACACAGUAUGGUUUGGGCCACGAGGGGAUCUACAGGAAGAACGGAGCCAAAUCCAGAAUCAAGCUGCUGAUGGAAGAGUUUCGUAAAGACGCUCGAAACGUCAAACUGCGGAUUGGAGACCACUUCAUCGAAGACGUGACGGACGUCCUGAAGAGGUUCUUCAGAGAGAUUGACGACCCCAUCUUCAUGGAAGACCUCCACCCGCUGUGGCAGGAGGCCGCCAAAAUCCCUCAGAAGAGUCAGAGGUUCGAUCGCUACAAGGAGAUCAUCCGGAGUCUUCCUCGAGUCAACAGGACGACUCUGGCGGCUCUGAUCAGCCACCUGUACAGAGUGCAGAAGUGUGCCGGUCUGAACCAGAUGUGCACCAAGAACCUUUCUCUGCUGUUCGCUCCCAGUCUGUUCCAGACCGACGGGAAAGGAGAACACGAGGUGAAGAUCGUAGAGGAUCUGAUAGACAACUACCUGUACGUCUUCGAUAUCGAUGAGGAGCAUCAGACUCAGAUCGAACUGGAAAUCAGUCUCAUCACCACCUGGAAGGACACACAGCUGUCUCAGGCUGGUGAUCUGAUCAUCGAGGUUUAUCUGGAGAUGAAGAUACCAGACUGCUGCAUCACUCUCAAAGUAUCUCCCACCAUGUGUGCCGAGGAGCUGACCAAUCAGGUUCUUUACAUGAGGAACGUCCCGGCCGGAGACAAAGACGUCUGGAUGACGUUUGAGGCCAUCGAGACGGACAGCUGGAGCGUCCGUUACACCCUAAGAGAAAGUCUUGGAGCAGGCGCUGCAGUGGUGCAAGAUGGCCGACCCGAGCUCAGCCUACCUGUGGUGAAGAGAGUUCCUAAAGGAGAAGGCAUCAACAUCCUCACCUCCUAUAAGAGUGAGAUCAUGAAGAUCGGUCUGCUGAUGAAGUGUCGUGAGGAACCUCCGAAACUGCUUCAGGGGAACAAGUUCCAGGAGAGGACGUUCCAGAUCAAAGAGCACAAGCUGCUGCUGCUCAAAGACAAAAAGAGCAUCAAACCAGAGAAGGAAUGGGCGCUGAAGUCCAUGAAGAUCUACAUCGGCAUCCGCAGGAAGCUGAAAGCUCCAACCAG
Messenger RNA from Scomber scombrus (Atlantic mackerel), 2126 nucleotides. RefSeq names its product ArfGAP with RhoGAP domain, ankyrin repeat and PH domain 3 (gene arap3). NCBI's taxonomy places the organism in Eukaryota, Metazoa, Chordata, Actinopteri, Scombriformes, Scombridae. Gene Ontology annotation, biological process: positive regulation of GTPase activity; signal transduction. Gene Ontology annotation, molecular function: GTPase activator activity; phosphatidylinositol-3,4,5-trisphosphate binding. The record is from RefSeq and is a predicted model, not a curated record.